CUGUGUAGAACUCCCUACCAGUAGUAUAGCAUGGCUUGUGAUGACUAUUUGUACACGUUUAAAGCAGAGCUUAGUUGCCCUGUCUGUCUAGAAUAUUUCAAAAAUGCAGUGACCCUCUCCUGCGGACACACCUUCUGCAAGAAUUGUGUACAGCUGUCCUGGGAUAGUAGGAGUGAUUUGGCAUGUCCUGCAUGUAGAUCCAUCUCCCCCAGUGAUUCCCUUACUAAGAACCACACCAUCAAUAAGAUGGUAGCCCUAGUCUUAAAGGAUCAGGACAAGACUCUGCCUGACGUAUGCAAACUACAUGGAGAGAGGCUACAGUACUUCUGUAUGACUGACAAAGAGAGCAUCUGCUCUGUGUGCAACAGUAUUAGCCAUCAGGAUCACGAUGUUUACCCAGCCGAGGAGAUUGCACAGGAAAAACGGUUAAAAUGGAUGAACAUGAAGCAAGCGUUGGAGCGGAGAAAGGAACAAUAUGCUUCACAAAGACAGCGCUAUGACGAUAUCAUGUGUCAAAACCAGAAACAAUUCCUCAUGAUUGCAACAUUCAUAAAGAAUGACUUCCAAAAGCUGCACAGCCUUCUACAUGAGCAGGAGAAGAACAAUCUCUCUGACCUUAAGGUAGAGCUGGAACAGAAGACUAACCUGAUAGACGGUGAAGUUAAACACCUCAUCGAUGCCGUUGCCAAUUUAAAUGAGCAAUUAAAAGAACUUGACAAAGAGUUAAAUGCUGAUGACCAUGUCAUCCUAAAGAAAUCAUGCAGUCAAAAAAGAAGGAUUGCAUGUAUUGCAGGGAAGUUGAAACCUAUUGCUAAAGAUACCUUGAUUGACAUAUCCCACCACCGCGGCUACGUACAAUAUCGCGCCUGUCGAGAGAUGCUGAGCAAUAUUGAAGUCGUUCCUUUCACUUUUGAUAUAAAUACAGCUUCGCCCUGGCUUGGUGUCUCAGAAGAUCUGACCAAGGUGUCAAAAACUGGAGGCUCUAUUCCAUUUGAAACCCCGGGUAGAUUAGAAUCCGUCCCUGGUAUUCUUGGGUCAAGAGGCUUUUGCUGUGGGUCACAUACCUGGAAAGUGUCCAUUGACAAUGUACAAAGCUGGCGUGUCGGUGUGGUUUCAAGUACUGAUGGUCACCUUCAACUCUUUAAACAAGAGUCAGAGAACAAAUACUUUUUUAUCUAUAAAGAGGAAGGUUGUGAUGGUGUGUGUCGUGUAUCUGAUGCUAGUAAGAUUGAACUUCAGCUAAUUACCCCAUUGGAAAUUGUCAGAGUUGAACUUGACUGUGAUGAAGGAGAGUUGUCUUUCUAUGAUGCAGAAAAUGAAAUUCAUCUAUACACAUUUUAUGACUACUUCUCAUCGAAGGUCUUUCCUUACUUCAACAUUGGCACACUGGAGAGUCACAAUCCUGCUGGAUUUUUGGAGAUUUGUUCCAUGGAUCUAUGCUUGCAAAUUCUUCCAAAAUUGUGAACAAAAUAUGUUUUAUCCUGGAAUUACACACCAGGAUUCCAAUCAAGUUUCCUCGUCCAAAA
Molecule: messenger RNA, 1526 nt
Organism: Pelobates fuscus (common spadefoot toad)
Lineage: Eukaryota; Metazoa; Chordata; Amphibia; Anura; Pelobatidae
Gene: TRIM35
Product: tripartite motif containing 35
Exons: 6
Coding region: 31-1464 (477 amino acids)
Biological process (GO): protein ubiquitination; positive regulation of apoptotic process; innate immune response
Cellular component (GO): cytoplasm
Molecular function (GO): ubiquitin protein ligase activity; protein binding; zinc ion binding
Source: RefSeq, a predicted model, not a curated record